Messenger RNA from Endocarpon pusillum Z07020, 2127 nucleotides. RefSeq lists its product as uncharacterized. NCBI's taxonomy places the organism in Eukaryota, Fungi, Ascomycota, Eurotiomycetes, Verrucariales, Verrucariaceae. The transcript has 2 exons. Gene Ontology annotation, molecular function: transcription cis-regulatory region binding; DNA-binding transcription factor activity. Gene Ontology annotation, biological process: positive regulation of transcription by RNA polymerase II. The record is from RefSeq and is a predicted model, not a curated record. The coding region runs from base 1 to 2127 and encodes 708 amino acids. Gene Ontology annotation, cellular component: nucleus.
AUGGAAGCAGCACAGAGCAUGGCGACGUUACCUCAGCUUCGCCAGUUUGAGCACAUAGCGGCCUGCCCUUCCACGAAGGCAUCAACUCUUGAGACAUCCACGAGACCACGGGCUGGCCAGUCAUCUAAGACGACAUCAACAGUGAUUUCACCUCUAAAUUCGAAGUUCAGCCCUACGAACGGUACAGAUUUUGGAGCGUCACCUGAGCGGCCCACGAAACGAAUUCGACUCGUUCCUUCUAAUAGCUUGGACCAGCUUCACGAUAGUGGUGGGCUGCACCGAGCACCGUCUUAUGGUCCAAAGGAGAUUGAUGAGCUCCCAAUAUGUCCUUUUCAACCGCUCACCCCACACAUGAUUAGUUCACGUAUGAGUAAUCCUAUGACACCAGCUUCAUCGCCCACGAACUCAGAUGUAGCUCGUCAAACCUGGCGGCUGGGUGCCAAGUUCUACACUCCGCAAGAUCACCAUGUUCGAAGGGUGUCUGUGCAUUCGUUGCUGUUAAGCUCACCAGAGGUGCAGCACUCGCGAACAAUGGGAGGGAACCCUGCUCAAGCAUAUGCUGACUGCACAACACCAUCGCCACCCCCUGGGGAAAAUUCUCCGACCCAACAGCGAGCCAAACCAAAUCUCCAGCCAGAAAGCUAUGGCCUGGAUCGCGGCUCUCCAGAUAUCGAUGUGCCCAACAAUAACGACUCUGCUUCCAUUAAUGGCGUUCCCCCCUCUCAAGACGGCGAUCUUGACGCUUGGCUUGAAAAUGCUGAGCUUGGAACACCACAACUCGGCUUCCGCUUGCAGAAACGGGAGUUCGUCUUUGCCAAAGGUGGCUAUUACGCCUCGCCCGUGCCUAUCAAGAUACCAAGAACGCUUCAACCACUGCCAUCGGCUCUCUUGGAGAGUCCCAUGAAUCUGCUCUAUUUUCAUCACUUCCUGAACCAUACGGCGAAGGUUCUAGUGGUUCACGAUUGCUCACAAAAUCCGUUUCGGACAAUCCUUCCUCAGAUGGCCAUGCAAAACGAUCACCUUUGUAAUUUGCUCCUUGCAUAUUCGGCGUCGCAUCGCGCCCGUCUCUUGAAUCACCCCGAGCCCGCUAAUCGUAUAGCUCGGUGGGUUAGGCACGUCUUUCCUUCGCUACGACAUGCCCUUGACGAUGCCGAGAACUCUGAUGCUGAGCUCUCGAAUGCCAAUCUUGCCACAGCGAUAAUGCUUACAUCUUUGGAAAUCAUCUCGCCUUCGGCCUUCGGCGUCCAUAUCUCCUGGCGGGCCCAUUUGAACAUAGCGCGUAGGAUAAUCAGAUGUGACAGUAUCCGUUUCCAGUCCAUAUCCAGGAAGAAUGCUAUUCCUUAUUUCCUACAUCUUUGGCUCGCUUACAUUGACGUUUUUGGUUCUCUCUCAAGCGGCGCUACGGAAGAGCCCCUCUACUACGCAACGUUGGAAGAAUUUUCUUGCGAAACUGUUUCCACUCUUUCAGAAGACGAUGAUUACACAAUCGAGUGUAUGCUGGGGUUUACCUCACGUUGCGUUCCAAUACUUGCACGCAUCGCAAAUCUGGCGAGGUUGUGCUCAAACGAGCGACAGGACACCAUGGUAGGAACAAUCAAUCAUGAAUGGCGGCCUGCCCAGGCAAUUCAAUUAGAGUGUGGUAGGCUCCAAGCUGAGCUUGAACGGUCUAGGCGCCAUUCGGUUAAGCUGUGCCCUCACUACUAUCACGUUGACAGCCGUCCGAGCACAGAGGAUGUUUUCGACAAGCCGGACGACGACGCCAUUGCCAUGAUCGAGUCCGAGGCAACAAAUGACGCCUUUCACCGCGCCGCCCUCAUCCAUCUACUGCGUCGGGUCCGAAAUCUGCCUCGCUAUACCGCCGAAAUUCAGAAUGCAGUCCAGGACACCGUGGACGCGAUCUCAAAAGUCCGGGCUGGUGGCAGCGCAGAAGCUUGUCUUCUGUUCCCCAUGUUCACUGCUGGCGUGGAAGCUGAGGGUGGGAAUACCCGUUCUCUCAUCCUAGAACGCAUCAAGAGUCUGGAGGGCGUCGGUAUGAUGCACGUAGCCAGGGCGAGAACACUGAUGGAGAAGGUGUGGGAAACGGGGCAAGAUUGGGAAACGCUUGCUCAGGGGGAGUUUUUUGGAUAA